This is a messenger RNA of Amphimedon queenslandica, 1134 nucleotides long. Its product is annotated as tigger transposable element-derived protein 6-like. The transcript has a single exon. Gene Ontology annotation, cellular component: nucleus. Lineage: Eukaryota; Metazoa; Porifera; Demospongiae; Haplosclerida; Niphatidae. The record is from RefSeq and is a predicted model, not a curated record. Bases 1 to 1134 code for a protein of 377 amino acids. Gene Ontology annotation, molecular function: DNA binding.
AUGGAUGAAACUGGAUGCUUCUGGAAAGCCUUACCUAAUGAAGGUCUUGGGCAAAGUGUUUAUCAAUGCCGAGGAGGGAAAAAGAGCAAACAGCGUUUUACAAUAGCUUUUUUCGUAAAUGCAAAUGGAGAAAAAGAGAUUCCAAUUGUUGUAUGGAAAUCAGAAAACCCCCACUGCUUUAGCAAGAUCAAGAAAACUGACCUACCAGUCAUGUACUACAGCCAACCUAAAGCCUGGAUGACGGGGGAAAUCAUGGAUGAGAUACUCAAGAAAAAGAAUCGCCAGCUUAUUGCCAAAGGGAGGUCGGUACUGCUACUCAUGGAUAAUGCUGGAUGCCAUCCAGAAAGUCUUGCUGAGAGGUAUAGCAAUAUUAAGAUCGUGUUCUUACCCCCUAAUACCACAAGCGUUUUACAGCCACUUGAUUUGGGCAUCAUUCAGGCAUUUAAAAUCAAGUACCGCAGGCUGCUAUUGUCUCAUGUUCUAGCUAAGAUUGAUGAGUGCGAUACUGCACAUGAUGUAGUCAAGUCUGUGAAUGUGCUUACUGCAAUUCGAUGGGUUUCAAUGGCAUGGAGGGAAGUUACGGCUGAAACAAUCAAAAAGUGCUUUCGCAAGGCUGGAAUUCUAUCUGGUGACUCCUUCAGUGUUACAGUAGUACCUCAUUCUGAUGGUUCGGAUCCAUUUGCUGAUUUAGAUGAAGAUGAAGAUGUUUCACAUUUGGAUAAUCUUGUUGGCCAAGUUGUCAGAGCUGUUCAUGGCAGCACUGAUCCUGAGUUGUCAAGCAGCAGUGAGUACAUUUGCUUUGAUGACCAAAUACCGACAUGCCAAGAGUAUGAUUCUGAACACUGGGAAAGUCAGUUUUUUAAUGAACUGACAACUACUGGUGAUAUCAAUGAAUCUCAUGAUGCUGAUGCCGGAGAUGAAGAAGUAGAGGAGGAACAACAGCCAUUAGUUCCACAAUUAAAGUCAUUUGGGGAAGUAAUCAAGUCCUUAGAGGAUGUGCAAGCUUACCUUGACCACAGGGGUUGUGCAGAGUUAGCAAUGGACACUGGUAUCCUCCUCAAUAAAGUUUCAUCUUCAAGUCUUUCCUUUACAAGCAGCACACAAACUACAUUACUAGACUACUUUCAUCCAUAA